This is a messenger RNA of Ectocarpus sp. CCAP 1310/34, 2316 nucleotides long. The record is from the annotation of a GenBank genome assembly. NCBI's taxonomy places the organism in Eukaryota, Phaeophyceae, Ectocarpales, Ectocarpaceae.
AUGCCUGCGCUGAUUGGAGAGUAUCUGGUAUCGUUCAAACCCGAAGUGGGUGCGCUUUCGUCCCCAGAUGCGUUCGUUUCCAAUGGUCUCCAGCGUAUUCCCCUUGCAGGUUGUGCCGAGCUGGAGCCGGGAGACGUAAUUGGAGUGUCUGCCGCGCCGCUACUACGAGUACCGGUGGAAACCCUGAAGGCGGCACCAUCUUCGAUUCCUACCGGCCCCACAACAUCUACAUCACCACCUCGGGUCAACGCCGUUGGCCCCAAGUCCGGGACUCACCGCUCUCCGGACCCAGCCUCCGCCCCGCCUCCUCCGAAGCCGCCUCCACAAGAACUACUCGACCGCUUCUCUGAGGCACAGCGCUCCAGCUUCAUGCGCUUGUGGGCUAGGCUGCCCGCACAUAUGCACGACAUCGCUUUCGAUCUACACAGUCCGGGAUGGACACCGGAGGCUAUUGAUCGUUUGGCCGACGCUCUUGUUGAGUAUUCUGACGUGUUCUCUACUUCGAAAACCGAUUUUGGUUCCUGCACCAUCAUGCCGUUCACUCUUUCUGUCCCCGCAGGGACGAAGCCCGUUGCAUCACGUCCGUAUCGUAUCAACCCGUUGAUGCAAAAGAAAGUGGACACCAUUUUGGACCAGUAUUUGGCGGCAGGGCUCAUUCAGCAUUCCACGUCUCUGUGGGCUUCUCCUUUGAUCGUCAUCCCCAAGAAGGACGGAUCGGUUCGCAUCACCGUCAACUAUAAGCGUCUCAACGCCCUGGUGGAUUUGGAUGGACAACCUCUCCCUCGGGUGGACGGUAUCUUGGAUUCUCUGUACACCGGGAAAGUGUUCUCCAUCUUCGACCUCAACUCGGCUUUCCACCAGAUCGUUUGCGAUGAAGACACUGUCCCGCUAACCGCUUUUUGCACUCCCACGCGGUUGUUCGAAUGGCUUCCAAUGCCGCAGGGAGCCAACGCAAGUCCGUCUUGGUUCGUCAAGGUCAUCAACAGAGUGAUGCACGCUCUGGAGCGUGUGCUUGCUUUUCUGGACGAUGUCAUCUGUUUCGAUGAAGAACCUCUGGGACACGUGCUCAACAUGAUAGGGCUGCUCCAACGGCUGCGACAGUAUAACCUCAAACUGUCUCCGGGGAAGGCUCGCGUCGGCGCCACACACGCCAACUUCCUCGGUCACACCAUCUCUCCGACCGGUGUUAGCCCUGAUGGCGUCAAGGUUAGGGCGCUCACGCACAUGCCGCCGCCGCCGAAUGUUAAGCAGCUUCGGAGCCUUCUCGGUGGACUCAGUUACUGCCGGAAAUUCCUCAAGAUUCCCGCCACCAAGGUGCGGCCUCUCAACUCUCUUCUUAAACAAGGCGUUCCCUUCAAGUACACCCCGGGCAUGGUCAAGGACCACAAAGCCUUGGAGAGCAUUGGCAAGGUUGGGGAACGCAACGCUAGGGUGCAACGAUGGCUCGAAACUCUAUCCAACUUCACCUUCACCCUACAAUAUCGGAAAGGUUCGGCAAACGGCAACGCGGAUUUUCUUCUGCCUUUACCAGCACAAGACACGGACAAAACCGGCCCCAACUGCAUUGAUGGUGUCGAUCAAGCGGGUGUUUUCUUCAUUCGGGCUUGCGGGCGCAGCUAUCACUCGUCGUCUACGCCGGAGACCAACGGCGGCACGGAACGCGUCAACCACACGAUGGCCCAGAUGCUUGCGGUGGUCGGCAAUGAACAGCAAAACGAUUGGGACGUACAUCUCCCGCACAUUGAGUUUGCCUACAACGAUUCCGUUAACCAGUCUACUGGAUUGCCGAGAAACGAGAUCCACAUCGGACGCAUCCCGCGACUUCUGCUUUCGGUCUUCGAUCAUCCCACGGUAGGUGGUGAUCAAAGCGUGGCCCGCGAUCAACUCGAGUAUUGCAACCUGGCUGUCCAUCGCCAGCGCUGGGCCUACGAACUUGUCCGUGAGUACAACGCCCUGAACAUUUUGCCAGUCGAACGUCGCAUUUCAUCCCUGCUGGACGCCAUUCACAAGCUCCCUCACUUUACCGUUGGCGGGUGGGCUUGGGUGUACAGCACGGCUGCUACGAUUCGACAAGGUGUGCAGAAGGGCACGGACCAACAGGUGCUCAAGGCCAAAUUCGCACCUUCCUGGACGGGGCCCUACAAAGUUUUUGCGGUGGGCCCCGCCUCUGCCGACGCCACUCCGGACGGCCGCCCGUUGGCGCGUAAACUCCUCUACCUGGACCUGCCUUCCGAUCUUUCCGACCCAGCGGCUCGUUGUCGCGUGGUAACCGUACAUAUCGAGUGGCUCGGACUCGCGCGGCACAGCGGGAUCUAG